This is a messenger RNA of Malania oleifera, 2076 nucleotides long. RefSeq names its product probable pectate lyase 12. NCBI's taxonomy places the organism in Eukaryota, Viridiplantae, Streptophyta, Magnoliopsida, Santalales, Ximeniaceae. The coding region runs from base 475 to 1980 and encodes 501 amino acids. The record is from RefSeq and is a predicted model, not a curated record. Gene Ontology annotation, molecular function: pectate lyase activity. The transcript is spliced from 4 exons.
GGUGGGGGGAAGAGAGAGAGAGAGAGAGAGAGGGGCUGAGCAGUUUGGAUAAGCCUCUUUGUUAUCUUCUCUUCUUACCUUUCAGAAUGAUCAUCUCCAUCUUCCCAUUUAGAAUGAUUAGAAAGGAAGGUAGGAAUGUGAGUGACUCAGGGAGACAGCAAUGGAGAGGUAUUAGAUAGAGAACCAAGAAACUGAGUGAGGGAGGCAAUUCUCUCUCACUCUCUCUCUCUCACCUCCUCAUGGGUGUCCCUGACUCACGGCCCUGUAACAAAGUAAAACAUUUUCCCAUUUAAUUAUUGAAGCCAUUAUAGUCUAAUUAUUAUAUAAACACAUCACAUUUUCCCAAAAUUUGCCGCUGGAUCCCCCUGCGUGGAUUCAACAGCAAGGCUUCUUCUCUCUCACUCUCUCAUAGCCAUAUACGGAAGCAAACAACAAUUACUGUCAUCCCCCUCCCCCAUUAUUGUUCCUCGCAGGAUGCUUUCUACCACCUGCAUUCUCCUAUUUUGCCUUAUAACCACUCUCCCUCCUCUUCUCAGAGCCGCCUUCAAUCUCACCCUCUCCUUCCCCCUCCCCCACCAGCACCCCGAUCCUGAGGUUGUUGUUCAAGAAUUGCACAGCCGCCUGAAUGGGUCAAUAUCCAGGCGGCAAAUGCUCGGGGUCCACGAGAAGGACCAGUCUUCCUCGUGCCUCACCGGAAACCCCAUUGACGACUGUUGGCGGUGUGACCCCAACUGGCGCAACAACCGCCAGAAGCUCGCCGACUGCGGCAUUGGGUUUGGCCAGGGCGCCGCCGGCGGCAAGGGCGGCCAAAUCUAUGUCGUCACUGACUCCUCCGACAACGACCCCGUGAACCCCGCUCCGGGCACCCUCCGGUACGCCGUGAUCCAGACGGAUCCACUCUGGAUCGUCUUCUCCACCAACAUGCUCAUCAAGCUCCGGUGCGAGCUCAUCGUUAACAGCUUCAAGACCAUCGACGGCCGUGGCGCCGACGUCCACAUCACCGGCGGCGGGUGCAUUACCCUCCAGUACGUCAGCAACGUCAUCAUCCACAAUAUCCACGUCCACCACUGCUACCCCGCCGGAAACGGAAACGUGCGGUCGUCGCCGACGCACUCCGGGUGGCGGGGCAAGUCGGACGGCGACGGGAUCUCGAUCUUCUCGGCGCAGAACAUCUGGAUCGAUCACUGCUCGCUGUCGUACUGCACGGACGGACUGAUUGACGCGAUCAUGGGGUCGACCGGGAUCACGAUUUCGAACAACUACUUUUCGCACCACGACGAGGUGAUGUUGCUGGGUCACGACGACGCGUACUCGCCGGACUCCGGGAUGCAGGUGACGAUAGCGUUCAACCACUUCGGGGAGGCGCUUGUGCAGAGGAUGCCGCGGUGCCGGCGGGGUUACAUUCACGUGGUCAACAACGAUUUCACGGCGUGGGAGAUGUAUGCCAUCGGCGGCAGCGCUAAUCCCACCAUCAACAGCCAGAUGAACCGCUACACUGCUCCCUCCGACCCUAACGCGAAGGAGGUGACGAAGCGCGUGGAAACGGAGGAGCAGGAGUGGGCGGGGUGGAACUGGAGGACGGAGGGGGACAAAAUGAUAAAUGGGGCGUACUUCGUUCCGUCGGGGGCGGGGCUCAACGCCUACACCAAGGCCACCAGCCUGGACCCCAGGCCCUCCGUCUUCAUCGAUCAGAUCACCAUGAACGCCGGCGUGUUUGGCAGCUCCUCCAGGGACAGCAGCGCCAGCAUGUCGUAUCCGCCGGGGUUCAGCGGCGGCGGGACCAGGGGCGGGGGAUCGGGGUCCACCAGUGGUGACGGGGAAGACUUAUUUGGGAUGAUCUUUGGGGGCGGGGGCAGGGGCGCCGCUAGUGGGAGCGCCGCGCCACCGUCCCCCGCGUCAGCAGCAGCAGCCUCUGCCCUUUUGUCUCUUCUAAUUAUUCUAAUUUUGUACGUUACCACCACCAACCGUGGUGCUCUAUAAUUAUUAUUUAUACAACCCAAAAAAAAAAUUGUAUGGAAAAUAUUGAUAUUUUGAAAUGAAAAGAAAAAGAAAAGGAAGAAAAAAAAAUUGCUCAAA